UUGUCCUCAUGUUUGUGGUCCGUCACAUUUUGAAAAUCUUAUAAGAUUAAAAAAAUAUUUUAGUGUGUACCCAGCAUAAGCCCUUCUAUCCACCUCAUUCACUUUUAUAGAAUCCAGCCAUGUAAAGAGUUAAGUGUGGACAUGUUGCAUAAUAAAUUGGAAGAGGAAGACAAGGAGGAGCAACUUUUUAUCGUCUCAUUCAAGUAAAGCUGAAGGACAUGCAUUGUCGGUAUGCAAGGAACUGCUCCAUAGCUCUGUAGCCUGUAAUUGUAGUUUUUAUUUGGAUUUACAGUUUAAGAACAGAUUCAACAGAUGUAAAAAUACAAAAAAUUAUGGCCUCUUCCUGGAGUCUGCUGUCUGAAGAACAGUUCCUGUGUUCUAUCUGUCUGGAUGUGUUUAACGACCCAGUCUCUACUCCAUGUGGCCACAACUACUGUAAGGCCUGCAUCACACACUACUGGGAUGUCAGUGACGUGUAUCAGUGUCCCGUGUGUAAGGAAAGGUUCAACAAAAGACCUGACCUUCGUGUCAACACGACCCUCAGAGAGCUUGUGGAGGAAUUUAAUAUGAGUAUGAGAUGGAAAAAGGGUUACCAUGCCAAACCUGGAGAAGUGUGCUGUGAUGUCUGCAUUGGGACGAAGCUCAAGGCCCUGAAGUCCUGUCUGGUGUGUCUGGCCUCUUACUGUGAGACUCACCUGGAGCCUCAUCAGAGAGUUGCAGCCUUGAAGAAACACAAGCUGAUCGACCCUGUGGAAAACCUGGAGGACAGGAUGUGUCAGAAGCAUGACAAACUGUUUGAACUCUUCUGUAGGACUGACCAGACAUGUGUUUGUCUGAUGUGCGUCAACACAGACCACCAGGCUCACGUUGCUGUCCCUAUAGAGGAGGAGAGUAGGAAGAGGAAAGCUAAGAUGGCCGUCAUGAUGGCCGAAAUGAAUCAGAUGAUAAAGAUACGCUCUCGGAAUGUGGUAGAAAUCCAACAUUCAUUAGAGAUCAGCAGGAAAGAUGCACAUGAAAAUAUAUUUGAUUGCAGGAAGGCCUUCACAACUCUUUUGCGCACCAUUGAGAGAAGCCAAGCUGAGGUGAUUGAGAAGAUUAAGGAGAAGCAGAAAGCAGCAGAGAAAAAGGCUGAAGGGUUCAUUAAAGAUCUGGAGCAGGAGAUCACUGAGUUGCAGAAGAAAAGCUCUAAACUUGAGAAGCUUUCAAACACUGAGGACCACCUCCACCUGCUCCAGAGCUUCCCAUCCCUGAGCACCCCUGAGCACAUCAAGGACUGGUCUGAGAUCAGUGUCCACAGUGAUGUGAAUAAGGGGAUCCUAGAAACAGCUGUUUCUCAGCUGAUGAAGAGUCUGAAUGAAGAGAUGGAGACAUUUUUGGAAAAUACGACGAGGCUUGUUCAGCGGUAUGAAGUGGAUGUGACUCUGGACCCUGAUACAGCUCAUCCCAAACUCAUCCUGUCUGAGGAUGGGAAACAAGUGAAACAUGGAAACCUAUGGAACAAACUUCCUGACAGAGGUUCCAAUAAACAGAGGUUUAACCGGAGUCUCAUUGUCCUAGGAAAGCAGGGCUUCUCCUCAGGGAGGUUCUACUAUGAGGUGCAGGUUGAGGGGAAGACUAAGUGGGAUCUGGGAGUGGCCAGAGAGACCGUCAACAGGAUGUCAACCGUCACCCUGAACCCUGUGGACGGAUACUGGACUCUACUGUCUUUGAGGAAUCAAAAUGAGUACACAGCUAAUGCUGGACCUGGUGUCUCCAUCUCCCUGAGACAGAAGCCCCAGAAGGUGGGGUUGUUUGUGGAUUGCGCGAAGGGUCUGGUCUCCUUUUAUGAUGUGGAGGCCAGGUCUCAUAUCUACUCGUACACUGGCUGCACCUUCAAAGGAAAGCUAUAUCCAUUAUUUAAUCCAUGUCUUAAUGACGGUGGUGAAAACUCUGUUCCUCUCAUCAUAUGUCCUGUGACCUCAUACACUUUCUAA
Messenger RNA from Hypomesus transpacificus, 1973 nucleotides. Its product is annotated as E3 ubiquitin-protein ligase TRIM39-like. NCBI's taxonomy places the organism in Eukaryota, Metazoa, Chordata, Actinopteri, Osmeriformes, Osmeridae. The record is from RefSeq and is a predicted model, not a curated record. Bases 333 to 1973 code for a protein of 546 amino acids. Gene Ontology annotation, biological process: protein ubiquitination. The transcript is spliced from 2 exons. Gene Ontology annotation, molecular function: protein binding; zinc ion binding; ubiquitin-protein transferase activity.